AUGUCGACCGGCGGCGAUGCCACCACCACCGGACCAAACCCCACUCCACAUAUACAAAUAUAUCGUGAUUCUAUCUCAAGACACGGUUCUCAUUCUCCAAAUCCUACCCAAACCCACCAACUCCGCACCUCCGACUACAUCGACUUCGACAACGAAGAACUCUUCAACUCCAUCAUCGACCUUACCGCCGAUCAACACCACGAACACCAAGGCAGCCGCUCCUCUCCUACAUCAAAAUCAUUCAUCAAUUGGCUACCCAUCCUCAAAUUUUUCUGUGUUUCUUCAUCCAAUUCUUGCCAUGGAUCCUGCUCAAUCUGUAUGGAUGACUUCGAAUUUUAUUCAGGGGUGAAUCAAUUGCCGUGUAAGCAUGUUUUUCAUUCAGAUUGUAUCGUUCCGUGGCUUCGUAGGAGCAAUUCGUGUCCCUUGUGUCGGUACAAGUUACCGGCGGAGCAAAAUCCGAAGAAGUUGAAGAGGUAUGCGGUGAGUUUGGGGGAUCAGGAGGGCGGAUUUCAUGAUGCAAUGUUAAGGAAUGGGUAUGUUCAGACAAGGAUACGGUCGUCUUCUUCUUCUUGGUCGGUUAAUGGGCAGAUUGGGAGUGGUUUGGCAGCGGCUGGAAAUAGUGAGGACUCGGUCAAGCCCGUUGGUGCAAAGGGAGAGUGA
Cornus florida is the source of this 660-nucleotide messenger RNA. RefSeq lists its product as uncharacterized. The transcript has a single exon. NCBI's taxonomy places the organism in Eukaryota, Viridiplantae, Streptophyta, Magnoliopsida, Cornales, Cornaceae. Gene Ontology annotation, molecular function: ubiquitin protein ligase activity. Gene Ontology annotation, cellular component: cytoplasm. The record is from RefSeq and is a predicted model, not a curated record. Gene Ontology annotation, biological process: protein ubiquitination. Bases 1 to 660 code for a protein of 219 amino acids.